GUUGCGAGGCAGGCAAAACCGUGGACACCGCUCAGCCAUGACACGCUACUCUCUAUCUUCCCUCUCUUCGUCCUUUUCUUUAAACCCCAUUAACAGAUAUUCCUCAAACCCAGACAGCAAGAACCCUCCAUCUCCAACUGCUUCGCUUCCAGUUUCUUCGCUGCUAUUCUCUUCUUCUUCCCAAGAGUUCUUGAGAAACGUGAAAUGGGUCUCACGCAAAAACAGAUACUAUCUCGCAAAACCUGCUGACCAAGAUAUAGGCACAAGGGAACCCUCUCCACAAGUUUCAGGAGAAAAUGCUGCAGCUUCGAGUUCAACUGCUGAUGGCAAUGCAUCCACUAGUUUCUUAUCCAUCCUUUGUCCCCUCCUCAGGUUAUUCUCUGGAGGAGAUCCCUCCCAAGAACGGAAUCAUGCUCUAGAGGUUGCAACAUCUUCCUUAUCCAGCUUAGCAAGAUUUCCUUGGGGAUCAAAAUCACUAUCAGGGAGCUUAGAGAGCCAGGAUGUAACGAUUUCUGAUCCUCCCAUGCGUAUGCAGCUCUUUGAAUUUGAGGCAUGCCCUUUUUGCAGAAGGGUUCGAGAAGCAUUGACAGAGUUGGAUCUUUCUGUAGAGGUCUAUCCUUGCCCUAAAGGUUCUAUAAGACAUAGGGAAAUGGUUAGAAGCUUUGGUGGAAAAGAGCAGUUUCCCUUCCUCAUUGACCCAAAUACUGAAAUAUCAAUGUAUGAAAGUGGUGAUAUAGUCAAAUACCUAUUCACGCAAUAUGGUAAAGGGAGAAACCCCUCGAUGGGUCUUUUAGAAAGGUAUCUCUCACAAAAUGUUACACUGCACAGCACAUUGUUCACGGGAUGGAUGCCAACAAUUCUUAGAGCAGGCAGAGGAAUGAUGCUAUGGGAUAAGGCAAGACAAGACCCACCACCAAGAAAGCUGGAACUUUUCUCAUCUGAGAAUAAUCCUUAUUCACGAAUUGUACGAGAGGCACUCUGUGAGCUAGAACUUCCAUACAUCCUUCAAAAUGUUGGAGAAGGUUCUGGACGGACAAAACUACUCCUUGAUGCAUCUGGAUCCAAAGAGAUACCCUAUAUGAUCGAUCCAAACACGGGGACUCAAAUUGGUGAUUACAAGAAAAUAUUGACCUACUUGUUCAAGACAUAUUCAGUAGCCACUGUAUAGUUUUCUGACCUAUGUUGCUUUACCUCUUAAGAGUAUGUAAUUACUAUGGUAAGUGACAAUAUAAAUGUUUCGAUUUUAUUAUAAAUGUAGGAGAAUUGAAAUUAAUGUUGUUAAAAUAUUGUCAUCAA
Theobroma cacao (cacao) is the source of this 1296-nucleotide messenger RNA. Its product is annotated as Thioredoxin family protein. The record is from RefSeq and is a predicted model, not a curated record. Gene Ontology annotation, cellular component: chloroplast. Lineage: Eukaryota; Viridiplantae; Streptophyta; Magnoliopsida; Malvales; Malvaceae.